Molecule: messenger RNA, 1701 nt
Organism: Microsporum canis CBS 113480
Lineage: Eukaryota; Fungi; Ascomycota; Eurotiomycetes; Onygenales; Arthrodermataceae
Exons: 2
Coding region: 1-1701 (566 amino acids)
Source: RefSeq, a predicted model, not a curated record
AUGGGUGCGAAGGGAAGGCAGAGCUCCAUGUCCAAGAGCAAAUGGAGAAGACUCAGAGUGCAAAAAUCUCGUGAAGCCGAGAAAAAAGCUCUGGAGGAGGAACGUGUUAGUUUUGAGGCUUACGCCUUUGCUACCCAAGAGGUCGAGUCUGUACGUGCAGUCUUUGAACGAUAUGGGAUAGUAUUUGGCCGUCCAGACAGACCUGCCUCAGUCUCUCCAACAAACGUACCAUAUCAGCUAGCCAUGGAUAAGGAACACCACAUUUCUCCCCUAGCUCCUCAUCCUCCUUUUCCUGGUGGUGGCGGCGGCUGCUAUGGCUAUCUGCCUAACAUCCCACAAGCUUCCCAUGUCGAUCUUCAUGCUCCAUGGUUUCCAGCCUCUAGCCAUCCCUCAUUCUCACGGCCGGGACCAUCAUUCAGUCAGGGCAUCCCUCCCGUGGAGCCCUUUCCUCCUCCAAACAGCUACACCACAGGCGAUCAUCACAUAUUUACGCCUCUUGGUUGCUGUCAACUUUACUCUCCUAGCUCCUCAGAUUCGUUGAUCUCGCAAAGCCAGCAGGAAAUGGAGAAAAAACACGCGUCUGUAUUCAACCUAAUUUUAAAGCAAGACGAGAUGGCUGCCUCUCAUCUAUUGAACGCAUCCGAAUCUGGAAAGCAUUUUGAUAUCAACAUUAUUCUAUAUUCUUGCACUGGCAUCUUUUCCCCAGUAUCUCAUUCGGUUCAUCGAAUUAUCGCAUCAAGAAGCCGACGUCUAUCCUCACUUCUUGAUCAACUUGAUAAUAGAGAAUCUCCAAUCCUCUAUAUCUUGGCUGGAGCAUCUUUCACCUAUCCUUCAGCAUUUGUCUCGGCUUUGCUAUGUUUAUAUGGUCAACCUUUGUUCAACAAAGAUCAGCUAUUCUCUCAGAUACCCCUCCAUUCCAGUAACAAAUCCAAUAUUCAGGCAGAAGGUGAUGUCAUAGCCAAGGCAGUCAGGAUUUCUCGGAUGAACUUUGCCCUAUGUUACGCAAUGGCUGGUGCAUUUUUUAUGGACAGCCGUGUUGUGGAGCGUGGACUGGAGAUGGUUUCUGACGUUUUAUGCUGGGAAACUUUAGAGCCUGCUUUGUCCUUUGGUCUGUGUCCGAUACCCUUUGAACUCGCGGUUAUUGAUCCGAAUGUCGAGAGUAAUUCAAAUCCGAACGGCUCCACCGACAAGAUUGAGAAUAACCUCCCUACUACCUUCUAUGUGACUUCUCAGACACUUGCAGCAUUGGCUAAAAGAGUCCUGAAUAUCUCCCUUCGGUUUGUGGUGGAUAGUAUCCCAGUGAGCUUCAAACUUGACAAGCCCAGUUGCUCGUUCAUUCGGCUGCCUCAUUCCAGCAUAAUGCCUCCCAAUAUAUCCCUUCUUCUUCUCUCACUCCCAUUCAAACAGUUACGAAAACUAUUCAAAUACAUGCGGCUUCAGGGGAAGCUGACUGAAGAGCUUGUCAAAGAAGUUGUUCAGGAGCGUGAAGCGCAUCGCAUGCUGAAAUUGAGAAACCUUCCCCCAAACAGAAAUUUGAGCGGUCAUCUCGAUUCCGAACACGAAAUUUUAGGAUGGGAAGAGCAAGCUUUAUUUGAUGCAGAGCAACCUUUGGGAGCGAUUAUCGGUCGUGAUUGGAUAGGGUUAGAGAUACGUCCUAUCCUUCUUGCUUCUUCCCGCUUGAGACGAUCAAAAACAUUUUGA